Molecule: messenger RNA, 633 nt
Organism: Cooperia oncophora
Lineage: Eukaryota; Metazoa; Nematoda; Chromadorea; Rhabditida; Trichostrongylidae
Source: the annotation of a GenBank genome assembly
AUGAGGCUCACACUGCUUCUACUCUUCCUAGUUGUGGCAACCCAAUCGCUCGAUCUUGGCAAAGUCAAAGAAUUCUUCAAAGGAGGAAAUCUCGGCGAAAAAAUUAAAGCCGCGACACUCUCGAAGUUCAAAAAGCUCUUCGAAAAGACUGGCGUUCUUUCACUUGGCAGCAAAUUGACUGAGUUGAGAAGUAAGAUGAUGAAAAAGCUUCAACUAUCGAAUGAAAAGAAAGCAGAAAUUGAUCGCAAGCUCAAGGGAGCCGAGACGAUACCGUUGAAGACACGAAAGGCACGAUAUUCGAAGAUCAAUUCAGAGAAGAACGUCGGCAAAGUUCUUUUCCAGAGUGACAUCCUGCUGACAAAGAGACAACAAGAAGAAGUAAUGGAAAGCGUCGAAGGAACGUCCGGUCGAUCCAAAAGACAAGCGUUCAAGGAUCAAGCAUAUCCUAACACCACGUGGCAACAAGGAGUCUUCUACCGCUUCGACGAUGGUGUAGACCCUUAUGUAAGGAGAAUAUUCCAAAUGGGUGCGAAACAAUGGGAAGACGUAACCUGCCUGAACUUCACUGAAGAUAAAGACAAAAAAGGUUCACCCAUCAUAAAACAACCGAUGGCUGAUGACAUAAUCAUCUGA